Molecule: messenger RNA, 4520 nt
Organism: Thrips palmi
Lineage: Eukaryota; Metazoa; Arthropoda; Insecta; Thysanoptera; Thripidae
Gene: Hip1
Product: huntingtin-interacting protein 1
Exons: 18
Coding region: 285-3161 (958 amino acids)
Biological process (GO): actin filament organization; endocytosis; clathrin coat assembly
Cellular component (GO): clathrin-coated vesicle; actin cortical patch
Molecular function (GO): phosphatidylinositol-3,5-bisphosphate binding; clathrin light chain binding; clathrin-cargo adaptor activity
Source: RefSeq, a predicted model, not a curated record
AGUUCUAGUCGUGACCGCAAGAGGGCGGCACGGCGCAAGCAAGGCGCCGUAGCAAGAGAGAGAAAGAGAGAGAGAAAGUAGUGUUGGGAAACAAGCAGCCAGCCAUAACCAACAACAACAACACCCGUCCCCGUCCGUUCGACUGUCCGGAUCGGAACGAAGCAACAGAGAAAAGCUGCAACCCUUGCAUUUGCAUUGCAGUCAAAGCUAUAAACAACAAAUCUAAAAGAACCUCAAUGAAGUUCAGGCGCUUUACUUAGACUUAGUUCAAGUUUGAAGACAUUAUGGCGUCUUUAUCUUUGCCUAGAGUUCUUCAGCCAAGAAAGUCCAGCCUAGAACUGGAAAGGGAGAACUUCGAGAAAUUCCAGCAAGUCAGCAUCAGCAAAGCAGUAAACUCCAUAGAAUGCCCCGUGAAGGAGAAGCAUGUGCGCAGUGCUAUAAUUGGCACAUUUCAGGAAAAAAAUGCACAAACCUUCUGGGAUUGUGUAAAGCGCCUACCGUUGGAAGGAAACAGAAUUGUGGCUUGGAAAUUUUGUCAUGUCCUUCAUAAAAUCCUACGGGAGGGCCAUGAAUCAGUCGUUCCUUUGUCUCAGAAACAUAAGGAGAGAAUACGAAAUAUUGGGAAGCUAUGGGGUCAUCUUCGAGAAAGCUAUGGAAAGUUGAUUCAGCAAUAUACCCAGCUUUUGAUUGUAAAGCUUGAUUUUCACAGAAGGAACCCCCGUUUUCCUGGCAAUCUAGAAGUUUCUAAAGAAGAACUUGAUGCAAUUGGUGAAAAUAAUGUUAAUAAUUAUUUUGAGAUGGCAGUGGAGAUGUUUGACUACAUGGAUGAAGUACUUGCUCUUCAAAGUGCCAUUUUUGGAUCCUUAGACAUGUCAAGAUCCAAUUCAAUGACAAGUUGUGGCCAGUGCCGCUUGGCCCCACUGAUUCCUUGUAUUCAAGAUUCCUCUCAAUUGUACGACUACUGUGUUAAAAUUCUCUUCAAGCUUCAUUCAGAACUUCCUGCUGACACAUUACAAGGACAUCGAGAUCGCUUUUUAAAGCAAUUUAAAGAUCUCAAACAGUUCUACUUAAGUGCCAAUACUUUGCAAUAUUUCCGUAACUUAAUUCACAUUCCCCCUUUGCCAGAGAAUCCUCCAAACUUUUUGAUUCAGUCUGAAUUCCUUGGCUAUGUCACACCAGUGGUGCGGCUACCAACAGACCUUGAACAGUCUGAAGCAGAUGCCUCUGAGUUUGUGGAUGUAUCAGACGCAGGAUCACCGUCUGGAUCGCUGUCAGGUGAUCUAGUAGAUCUGAGUGUUCCUCAGCCUGUGCCCAUGGCCCCCCCUGAUGAAUGGAGCCAACGUAUUGAAAGGUUACAUCAAGAAAACAACAAAUUGCGUCAAGAUCAUCAUAAAUUUGUUGAUCAACUCCAAGUUCGCAUAAUGGAUUUAGAAAAUGCCCUAGCUACCAAGGAUUCAGAACUUAUGCAAGAAAAGAAGCUCCAUGAGGAUCUCAUGCAUCAGACUACUGCAGAUCUCAUGCAUCAAACGACUGCAGCUGAAAAAAAUGACGAUGCAGAAAAAAGAGCAAAGGCCUUCGAAGAAAAGUUUUUAAAGUUGAAAGAAGUGUACAGUAAAUUAAGAGAAGAGCACAUAAAUCUUCUUCGUCAGAAAGCAGAUGUGGACAAACAGCUUAUUGGAAUUCAAAAGGCAAGUGAAGAUGCAGAAAAGCGGAAAGAAGAAGCAGAGGCUCAGCUUUCCGAAAUGGUAGCUGAUCAUGACAAAGUUUUGACCUUAACCAAAGAAAUAGAGAGAUCUAAGAGAGACAUGAUGGAAAGAGAACUGAAGAGUCAAGAUCAGCAACAAGCAUUGCAAAGCUUGCUAGAAAAAGCUAAAAGUGAUUUGUUGGAAAUGGAACUAAAGAAUCAAGAUCAGCAAGAAGCUCUGAAACGCUUGCUUGUGGCCUGUGUGAGAGAGGCUGAAGCCAUUGUUGAAAGAUCAAUACAUGAAGUGGAUAACCCUGCCAUAUCGGCUGUCACUUGCACUCCAGAUUAUCUAGGAACAUUGGCGGUACCUCUUCGGGACUCUGUUGUCGAGUUGCCAGCCCUAGUUCCUGAUUCAGCCAAAGCUAGCAGUUCUUACUCGUCCGUCUUUGAGAAACUUGUGUGCCACAUAAUACGUGUGGCCCAUUUAUCAGCUGAUUAUGUUCUUCAUGCAAAAGCAACGUCCAACACGUCUCCUGAUAUUGAACUAGGGGAACAUAUGGCAGAGAAAUGUAAAGUCCUUGGGAGCUCAGUUUUAGCAUUGCUGAGAGGUGUCAGAGAAGAAGCUGACAGCAGUACUGUAAAAGAACUGGCAAAUACUACUGUGGAUCGAAUGGACGAGUUGGCAAACUUACUGGAAAGACUAACUGGACAGAUUAAGGGAGACUCUGUCGAAAUAAUUGGUGAUAUGGUUGAGAAUGAAUUAUCGAACAUGGAUAAAGCAAUCGAAGAAGCAGCCAAAAGGAUUGCUGAAAUUUUGAGUAAAUCUCGGGCAAGAGACUCUGGCAUUAAGCUGGAAGUGAAUGAGAAGAUUCUGGAUACCUGCACCUCUCUUAUGUUAGCCAUCAGAAUUCUGGUUCAGAAAGCUCGACUUCUUCAGGCUGAGAUUGUCGCCAAAGGAAAGGGAACUGCUACUGCCAAGGAGUUCUACAAAAGAAAUCAUCAGUGGACGGAGGGACUGAUUUCUGCAGCUAAGGCUGUUGCAAUGGGAGCUAAGUUUUUGCUCACUGCAGCUGACAAGGUUGUCAGUGGUGAGGGCAAGCUAGAAUCUCUAAUUGUUGCAUCACAAGAGGUAGCUGCAAGCACUGCUCAGCUUGUUGUUGCGAGCAGAGUGAAGGCAUCUCGUGAUAGUUUGAAUCUUACGGCUUUGUCUCAAGCAUCAAGAGGUGUUACUCAAGCAACUGGGCAGGUUGUUGCUACUGCCAAAGACUGUGCUCAACUUAUUGAAGAGAAUGAGGAGCUGGACGUUUCUGGGCUUACACUUCAUCAAGCUAAACGCCUUGAAAUGGAUUGUCAAGUGAAAGUUUUGGAACUGGAAGCUUCCCUCCAACAAGAACGACAGCACCUGGCUGCUUUGCGGCGGCAACAUUAUCAACUUGCUGGAGAUGUUGAAGGGUGGGAGAUUAUGGAUAAACCUUAAAACACCGCUAACAUUUUACAGUUCAUGACCAACCCUUUAACUACUUGUGUCUGAAACGAAAUGCUUUGGCUUAUGAUAUUUUGCUCACCCAGCUUAUUAUUCUAUUUAGCUUUGAAACUUAUAACUGUUAGAACAGCCUACUAACAUUGCUUACUUUUGAGCUAAUUAUGCUGAGAAUCAAUCUAAGAGCUUGUUGCUUUCUCAAGUGAUAGUUUUUGUUGCUUUUAAAUAUCUUUUUAAUAUUUUUUUUGGUAUAAUAAUCAUUUUUAAUUAAUCAACUUUUAGCUUGUCUUCUAAAUUGUUUUAGUUAACAGUAUUAGUAACUUUUAAGAUCUUUAUAACUGAUGCUUGCUGUAGCUAUGAUGCUAUGAUUGAUUGUUUAAACUGUGUUUUGUCAUGUUUGUUUCAUUUCCCAUCAACUUUUUGGUAAGUCGCAGAAGUGACCAAUCAUUUUGUUGUAAUCUACACAAUCAUUAAUUUCCUUGAUUUGUCUUAUCUGUCAAAAGUCACAGCUUGGAACGAGAGUGUUUGCUUUCCUCUUGUCCUUGGACUUUCUUUUUAUCAUUUUUAUUAUGCUUUGUGUCACCGCUUAUUGUGAGAUUCUUGUGUCUUAUUUUAUUUAAUGAUACACUUUCAUAAUCGAACCAUCUUGAAUGAAAUUUUAUUUCCAUCCACAUAUCUUUUGUUUAUCUUAAAAAGUUACAUAAUCAACAUUGCUAUGUGUUUUUUUGUUGUUUUUUUUUUAAAUUUUAUUUGUAACAAUGCCCUCCUGGUCUAAGUGAUAGUAUGGUAUUCCUUCCUUCCUCUCUCCAUUCCCCUUUUAGCUGGUCCAGUUCUUCUGUUUCUAUGUACUAACAACUUUUAUGAAUGAAAGACUGCCGGAUGAUUAUUGAGACUAGCAAAUGUUUUUAUGCCCCAGACAGAAGUCCAAGAGUUUGUAAUAUCCAAGUUACACUUAUUCAUGCUGUGCCAAUUUAAGGUGAAUCACAACUAAAACUGCUUCUUUUUCCCAUUUAUAAUUAAAUAAAUAGCGUUCCCUAAGUGUUACACGCAUUUCUUAAGAUGCAUGAUGAUAGUAUGUUCCUGUUACCAAGUUAUAAUGACAUGUUUUCAAGAGUAGUAUACCAAUUAUAGUGCCUUUUAGGACUAUCCUUUUUUGUGCACAUCGUAGCAUCUUUAUUGAUUUGUAAAUUAAGUAAAGUUAUAUUUUUUACAUAGUUUUGAACUCAGUGGUUGACUAUAAUUGCAAUGUGCAAUGGUUUCUGUCUGUGUUGUUAGUUUACCAUUAUUGACAUGACCACUAAUUGUGCUACUACUUAAGCCUUUAACUCAAAGUAGAAUAAAUUAUAUUCCUAUUAA